Messenger RNA from Bipolaris victoriae FI3, 1266 nucleotides. RefSeq lists its product as hypothetical. Gene Ontology annotation, molecular function: ATP hydrolysis activity. The record is from RefSeq and is a predicted model, not a curated record. Bases 1 to 1266 code for a protein of 421 amino acids. The transcript is spliced from 2 exons. Lineage: Eukaryota; Fungi; Ascomycota; Dothideomycetes; Pleosporales; Pleosporaceae.
AUGGACCCCCUCAGUGUUACGGCCAGCAUCAUCGCGAUUCUUCAGCUUUCAGCUGAGGUGCUCAGCUACCUAAACGACGUCAAGGAUGCCUCAAAGGACCGCGAGAAAUGCGCAAUAGAGGUAUCCAAUCUUCACAGCCUUCUCUUCAGUCUAAGGUUUCAUUUGGAAGAGGCAGAUGCCAGCCAGUCAUGUUAUGUUGCUGUCCGAAAGCUCGCAGUCGAGAAUGGACCGCUGGACCAAUUCAAACAGGCAUUGGAAACACUGCAAGUCAGGAUGACUGACGGGAGUCGCCUGAAGAAAGCUGGUAAUGCGCUCAUGUGGAAGUUCAAGAAAGGCGAGAUUUUAGAGAUUUUGGUUCGAAUAGAGCGCCUGAAGACACACAUAUCGGCCACGUUGCACAUGGAUCAUUUCAAACUUUCGCAAGAUCUCAAAGAUGAUACUAAAUUCGUUCGGGAGCAUGUAUCUGUUGUCCAGUCUGGGGUAAACACGAUUCAACAAAACCAAGAUUCUGCAAAGCACAGCAGGCUUCUGAACUGGAUAUCGGCCUCGGACUACCCCGCUCAACAAUCGAGUAUCAUGAAGCAUAGGCAGGAAGGAACUGGACAGUGGUUUCUGGAUACGUAUGAACUCGCACAUUGGAUCAAUGAGAGCAAGGCUACACUCUUCUGCCCAGGUAUCCCCGGAGCUGGCAAGACUAUGAUCGCAGCUAUCACAAUCGACCAUCUACUAAAUACAGCCCAGAACACUUCACACGGGGUUGCUUAUGUGUACUGCGACUACAAAGCUCGAGAGGAACAAGACAUUUCGAACCUACUGGGCGCCAUUCUCAAGCAGCUAGUCCAGAGCCAAUUAUCGACGGCGGAUUGCUUAGAACGAUUGUAUCUGAAGCACACCAACCGAGGAACUAAGCCAUCCCUCGACGAGAUCUAUAGCACGCUCCAAGAUGUGGUUGCAUCUUAUCAAUCUGUAUAUAUAGUGAUCGAUGCAUUGGAUGAAUGCCAUGGAGGCACUCGUUGCCAGUUCCUGGCCAAACUCCGAGAUCUUCAGGCAACACACGAUGUUCACUUGAUGGCCACCUCGCGAUUCAUCUCAGAUAUCGAGGAUGCUUUUAGUACAGGGCCAAGUCUCGAGGUGCAGGCUAGCAGAGAGGACGUCAAGCGUUUCGUGGCUGGGCAGACGCAUCGUUUAUCUCCAUGCAUACAGCAAGACAUAGAGCUGCAGGAAAGAGUACAGGAGAAGAUAGCAAAUGCAGCGGGUGGCAUGUGA